Symbiodinium pilosum is the source of this 324-nucleotide messenger RNA. NCBI's taxonomy places the organism in Eukaryota, Dinophyceae, Suessiales, Symbiodiniaceae. The record is from the annotation of a GenBank genome assembly.
GCUUCUUUGGCCGCUCUAUUCCAUCUUCCUGCAAGCCUGCACUGUCUACGGACACUGGCGCUGCCUCCUCUACUACAUUCCCUUCUUCCCCAUGCGCCAUGGUCUCUACACCGAAGGGCAGAUGGAUGCCGAAGCUCUUUGGCGGCUGCAUGGAAUCCACUGCCUCCAAGAGGAGGACGCUAGUCAGUUGCCGGGCCAUCCUAGCACCGAUAAGAAGACCGCCUCUCCGCUCUCGGACGUUAAUCACAUGAAUGUUUUCCAACCUGAAGAAGUUGAACCGUUCGCCGAAGAUUGCAGUGACGACGGCUCAGAGUACGAGAUAAG